AUGACGGCAGCCAGUGACCCUUCCGGUACUGACGGAUCGCGAAAACCUCUCAUUCUCAAUGCGUUCGUUGAGAUGUGCAGCGGUCAUCAGUCUCCAGGGUUGUGGCGCCACCCAGAAGAUGAAUCACACCGGUUCAACGACGUAGACCACUGGAUCGAGCUGGCACAGUUGCUGGAGUCAGCCAAGUUUCAUGGCAUUUUCAUCGCGGACGUCCUAGGACCCCGAAACCUGGCUCCGGCUAUUGCUUCAGGAGCGCAAUGGCCCGUCAAUGAACCCCUAGCUGUGGUUUCGGCGAUGGCAGCUGCGACGAGAAAUAUCGGAUUUGGGGUGACAGUGACGACAACCUAUGAGCAGCCAUAUCAUUUGGCUCGCCGGCUAUCGACGGUUGAUCAUUUGUCCAAGGGACGAUUGGGAUGGAAUGUUGUCACAGGCUAUCUGGACUCAGCCGCUCGGAACAUGGGCCAUGCCCAGCAACCUCAGCAUGACGAUCGAUAUGCUGUCGCCGAAGAAUACGUGAGAGUAACCUACAAACUCUGGGAGUCCUCCUGGCGUGACGAUGCUGUCGUCCUCGAUCGGGCCCGCGGAAUCUACACCGAUCCCAGCCGUGUACGCGAAAUCAACCACGAAGGCAAAUACUUCAACGUCCCUGGUCCGCAUCUGUGCCAACCGAGCCCGCAGCGAACGCCCGUCAUCCUUCAAGCUGGCACCUCCAAAGCAGGAAAGACGUUUGCUGCGCAACAUGCGGAGGCGAUCUUCGUGGCAGGACACAGUCCCGCAGUGGUUGCGAAGAAUAUCGCAGAGAUACGCACGACGGCGCAGGGACAAUUCGGACGCGACCCUCAGAGCAUCAAGUUCCUGGCACUUUUAUGCCCGGUGUUAGGCCGCACAGAGGAAGAGGCACAGGAGAAGUUCCAGUACUACCGCAGCUUGGGAUCGAUCGACGGCGCAUUGGCACUCUUUGGCGGGUGGACAGGAAUCAACUUGGACACGUACGGUGAUGACGAAGAGCUUCGGCAGGUAGAGAGCAACGCAAUUCGCUCCGCCGUCGAAGGCUGGUCCAAAUCAACACCCGAAGUCGCCAAAUGGACCAAGUCAACUGUUGGGCAGCAUAUUACAGUAGGAGGUCUGGGUGCCACUCCAGUAGGAACGCCGGCCCAAGUAGCGGACGAGAUGGAACGCUGGGUGAGAGAAGCCGAUGUCGACGGAUUCAACCUGGCCUACGCUGUCAAGCCAGGAUCUUUCAAGGACAUCAUCGACUUGUUGCUCCCCGAACUUCGUCGACGCGGACUGUUCUGGGAGGAUUAUGCUGUCGAAAGGGGAACUUAUCGGGAGAAUCUGUAUGGCAAACCGGGGCAGACAGGUCCCCCGGAGGAUCAUCCUGCGGCCAGGUACCGCUGGCACGCGGGAGUAGACGCUGCGGAUCAUAAGAUUCCCGAAAACUAG
Molecule: messenger RNA, 1443 nt
Organism: Aspergillus thermomutatus
Lineage: Eukaryota; Fungi; Ascomycota; Eurotiomycetes; Eurotiales; Aspergillaceae
Product: LLM class flavin-dependent oxidoreductase
Exons: 8
Coding region: 1-1443 (480 amino acids)
Molecular function (GO): monooxygenase activity; oxidoreductase activity, acting on paired donors, with incorporation or reduction of molecular oxygen
Source: RefSeq, a predicted model, not a curated record